Molecule: messenger RNA, 2560 nt
Organism: Nicrophorus vespilloides
Lineage: Eukaryota; Metazoa; Arthropoda; Insecta; Coleoptera; Silphidae
Product: glutamic acid-rich protein-like
Exons: 7
Coding region: 222-2282 (686 amino acids)
Molecular function (GO): actin binding
Source: RefSeq, a predicted model, not a curated record
ACACUCCAAAAUCCCAAAGCCGAAAACAUUCUGUGUUCCGAUACGCAACUAUUAUAACGAAUCCCCGCCGUCUCGCCUUUAGGGAUAAAUAAAAAAAGGAAAAUUUAUCGCGAAACGAACGAUGAUCAUUUAGUGAGAAUAUAUAUAUAAGAUAAGUGCAUCAUAAGAAGAGGAAACAACAACAACAGCCUGAAAAGAGGAACCCAUAAGAUCACGCAAAGAUGCCGCCAGGUAAAAAACCGAUUGGAUCUGAACCGAAAUCGAACACAAUCAAAGGGUACAAGCCGCCAUGGAUCAAAGAAGCUGCGGAAGCAAACAAAGAAACCGAAACACCUUGGGGAAUAAUGAAGAAAAGGGAUAUUAUAGAUCCGGAAGAUGCGAAGAGAAGGAACAGUAAACGCACCGAAGAAUCCGAUGACGAAGAAGACGACGAGUCAACUUCUUUUGCUAUUCCGCAAUUGCGAAAAGUUUCGGUGACGAAGGUGGAGCCUAAAGUGCAGGAAAACGGCGAAGAGAAGAUCUUCCAUAGGCCUCAGUUGAAAUCGGUGCGACAGAAGGAGCCAAAACCGGUGGUGAAGGAUAACAGUAAAAUUGCUAUUCCGAAAUUGAACAGCGUAAAAGUGGAGAAGAUGAAAGAGUUGCCACCGCCGCCGAAGAAAGAGACGCCGGAUUAUAGGCAGGUGCUCAAGAAGACGCCGACGCGUGACCGUUUAGACGACGAAAAGAAGCGCGGCAGCAUCAGCAUCCCGAUGGCACCGCCGAUGGCCCCACCGAUGCCGCCACCAGCACCGGCCAUGCCCAAAGCCCCCAAUGUGGACCCCCUUUCCCAACAUCAAAAGGCCAAAUUGGAUUCGCUCAGGUCGAGGCCCAAGACAAGACCCGACUGGACGGCAGUGCUGAAAGGCAUCGAGACUGGUCGCAAACUGAAACACGUGGAAUGCAACGAUCGCAGCAAACCUCUACUCACAGCAGUCAAAACCAAAGGGCAGUACUUGUACGAAAGUGAAAAGGAUAACGCGCACAAUGUACUUCUAAAGGCUAUCCAGCAGGGUGUCAAAUUGAACAGCGUCAAAACCAACGACAGAAGUAAACCUAAUUUGGAAGGACUCCGUAAAUUCAGGCGGCAAAUGACCAUCGAGGAACAGAUUCAAAAAUCAGUUUCCAUGGCUAGCAUACCGCCGGUGCACGAUAAUUCCUAUUCGUCAAUUAGCAAAAUGGAGGAGGCUGCAGCUGUGGCCGCCGAAGAAGUAGACGAGAUGGACGACAUCGACAAAGUGAGAGAUGAUCUUCAGAGCACCAAACAACUUCUAGCAAUAGAAAUGCGUAACAAAGAAGCCUUGGCGCGCGAAAAUAAACGUUUACUCACGAAAAUGCAGAACAUAGAAAAAGAUAAGAAUCUCGACAUCGAUAUAGCGAAAGCGGAAAAAGAGCACGACAAGAAGCGUGAACCAGACGAAAAACUGAUAAUAACCUUGAAGGCGGAAGUCGCGGAGGCGCGCAAGAAAUCCGAAGAUCUAGAGAAAAAGUACACGCAAACUGUUACCCAAUUGGACAACACUAAAUUUGAAUUGGAGGAAAUGAAGAGACGCAAUUCGGAGCUUGAGAAGAAACUGCAGGAGAUACUUUGUGGCAAGAAACUAUCGAUUUCUGAUAGAAGGGACAGUCAGGCUCCUCGCGGCGAGGACGAUUUCGAUAACAACUUGAGCAUCUCGGACACGGAUAGCGAUGAAGAGGAAACCGACGAGAAGCGGCAGAAACGAUUGACGCGUGAAGUGAAAAUGCUCUCAAAUAAAUUACGCAACUUCAAGAAUAAGGUGGACAACGCGAAGAAGGAACGCUUAGCCCUGAAAGAGAUCAUGAAGAAACAUCAAUCUUCUAUUAAAGAAGAAAAGAAACGUUACAAGCAACUUCAAAAGGAGGUUGAUAAAAUGGCAGCUUACAUGCGCGAAUCGGAGAGCGAAGAUGAUGAGGAUGAAGAUGAGGAGGAUGAGAAAGAGGAGAGCGAAACUGAUUCGAGCGAAAGCGACACCGAGUCUAGCGAGAGCGAAGACAGCGAAUCGGAAAAGUCGCAGAGCGAACCGGAAGAUUCACCUCCAGAAAAGAAGAAAGAGAAUCUGAUCGGUCGUACGAGGCGCCACGAAAAUCGUCUGGCAGCAUUGAAAAAGACCAAUUUCAUGCUGAAGACGAGCGCAGAGCGAUUGCAGGACGAUCUGAAUAUACAAAAGGAGAUGACGCAUUCGCUCCAGGAGGAUCUGGAUUCGGUGCUCGCCGAAUUGGGAUAGUAGUCCCGAUCAACUAUAAAUUACAACAACCGCUUUUUAUAUUUGUUUUUAUUUAUUUAUUUUUUGCUUUAGUUAAUUAAGUUUGUAUAACAUAUGUAAUUUAUUUGAAAUACGAAGAAUGCUUUACGAGUGUCCCGGACCAACAAACAAAUGAAGAAAAAAAAAAUGAACAUCUUCAAACUUUCAAUGUUCGACGUAAACAAACAUUUUAUAACCUAACAUUUGUGUUUGUAUUUUCGCGAAGCGAAGGAAUAAUUAAACGAUUGGGAUCUACAGAA